ACCUUGACGCGUACUCAUCGUCAUGGCUACGGAGAUCGAGCAGCCGCUGGCUUUGACGGCGACAGUGGGCACGCCAACCGCUCCUAGCCCAACUGGAUCUGCCAUUCACCACUCCACGACAGCAUCUUCAGACGGUACCCCCGGAUCUGCCACAAGGCCCCUUCCUUCUCCUACCAGUGCCAAUGGCCAGGCCAAUGCUUCGCGCCGCCCGCCGCGCAAAAGCACCCUCACGCAGCAGCAAAAGAACCAGAAGCGGCAGAGGGCCACGCAGGACCAAUUGACAACUCUGGAGAUGGAAUUCAACAAGAACCCGACUCCCACAGCCAGUGUCCGCGACAGAAUAGCCGAGGAGAUCAACAUGACGGAGCGCUCUGUUCAGAUUUGGUUCCAGAAUAGGCGAGCCAAGAUCAAGAUGUUGGCCAAGAAGAGCCUCGAGACCGGUGAAGACAUCGAUUCGAUCCCCGAGUCGAUGCGACAAUACCUCGCGAUGCAGGCAAUGGAAUCUGGUAAAGGCUUUGCUGGCAGCUACAUGGGACGCACUGGCCUCCUCCCCUUUGGUGGCGGUAACAUGCUCUUUGGUGGCGAUCAGAGCGCGCAGGGCAAAGUUUUGAUUCAUCACCUCACCUGUCGCUCGCUGAGCAUCGGCAAAUGGACGCGCGUAGGCCAGAACACCAUGGAUCUCAUCAUCUUCUACUCCCCGGACAAGUGCACCAUGACCUACUACAUUAACAACGAGCAGGCUGGGUACAAGAUCGAGUAUCCCUUCUCGCACAUCAAGAACAUCUGGCUGGAGAACGCGGACAAUGACAUGAACAAGUUGGCGGGCAUCUUCAUUGAGCUCAACCAGCCGCCUUACUUCAUGAUGGAUGCCACCUCGUCAACGACGGGAUUUGACUAUGUCAGUGACUUCACCGAGGAUCAACAGGCCUCUCAAUGCUUGCUGCAUCAUCUGGGCGGCAACCCCAAGGUGCUGGCCAACCAGCUGGCCAAGCUCGUUUCUCUGGAAUCGUUCAUGAACCGCCACAACCCUCACAGCAUCCGACAGGUUCACGCGUAUGCCGACCCCCAUGCCAUCUCUGCUUCGGCGCCAGUGUCUCCCACAGCUCGACCUUCAUCGCAGCCCAGCUUUGGUGCGCCUCCCAUGGCCAUGGCUCAGCAGCAAUGGCAAAUGGCCAACAUGCAUUCUGCGGCCAGCAUGCGGCCCCAGGGCCACAAGCGACAGCGUAGUCGCUCUGUUCCCGGCCCCAUUGACUUCGCCAUGUUCCAGAACCAGCCGAUGCCGUCUUUCUACAUCCAGCCUCCUGGCGAGAUGGCUACGCAGCACAACCCCAACAUCUACGCGCCAGUGCCGCAGCAACCCAACGUGGCACACAAUCUGAGGAUUGACACGCAAGCAGGCUUUGGCCUGGACAUGCGACAAUACCCAAUGUCAGCCACGACUGCGUCGCCUUCCGAGUUCCCCCCGAGCCCGGGCUUCUUCCCUCCUGGCCCCGAGACCGCUCCCUUGGCCCCGUCGAAUUACAGCACUCCCUAUGGUAACGCGUACCUGUCGCCCAUGGUGAGCGCUGAAGCCAACAUGCCCACAGCCAUCUCUCCGCUCCCCUUCAACGGCCCCACCGAGCCAUCGAUCGUCGAGCACUCCCCUCCCAUGUCGAUGAUGGGUCGUCCUGGAUCCUCGGACAUGUACCUGGGCCAGGAUGGCUCGUGCGCUGUUUCGGAUGAUGGCGCCAGCUUGAACGAGAUGUAUUCGAAGCACUCCAUCAACAUGCCACUGCACGAGCACUCGCCCGGGAGCUAUGUGCAGCACUCACAGGCUGAUAUCGAUAUGGAUCAGCUUGUCCACUUUGACGCCGUUGAUCCUGCCAGCCUGUCGCCGGAAACGAUGCAUCGAUGA
Messenger RNA from Trichoderma citrinoviride, 1894 nucleotides. RefSeq names its product transcription factor-like protein. The coding region runs from base 23 to 1894 and encodes 623 amino acids. The record is from RefSeq and is a predicted model, not a curated record. Gene Ontology annotation, molecular function: RNA polymerase II cis-regulatory region sequence-specific DNA binding; DNA-binding transcription factor activity, RNA polymerase II-specific. The transcript has 3 exons. Gene Ontology annotation, biological process: regulation of transcription by RNA polymerase II; cell differentiation. Lineage: Eukaryota; Fungi; Ascomycota; Sordariomycetes; Hypocreales; Hypocreaceae.